AUGUGUGAAGGGGAAAAUUUAAAUGAUUUAGAUGUUGAAAAUGAUAAUGAUAUUGGCAAAGUAUUAGCUCAGAUGUGGAUUGAUUAUGCAAUUCGAUUAUUAGAAAAAUGUGAUUGUCCACAUUAUUUCAUUGAAAAUUUCAAUAUUUUAGAACAAUAUUCUAAGGAUGUAUUAGAAACAGCAGUUCAAACACUUAAAUUUCAUAUUAACUUAGACGACCAACUUGGAUUAGAAUUAGUUCAAGAACUUAAACAAAUAGAACCAUAUGAUUAUGGAAAUAUUAAUCAUUUUUCGAAAGAUUAUGUACAAGACAGAUAUAAUGCUGACAAAAAAUAUAAAUAUAUAAAAUUGAUUUGGGAUGAUGAUGAAGGCGAAGAUUGGGAAUACUUAAAAGAUAUAUUGGUUCCAUUUUAUGAAACUGAUAAUCAGGAAACAAAUAAUUGA
Didymodactylos carnosus is the source of this 444-nucleotide messenger RNA. Lineage: Eukaryota; Metazoa; Rotifera; Eurotatoria; Philodinida; Philodinidae. The record is from the annotation of a GenBank genome assembly.